This is a messenger RNA of Propithecus coquereli (Coquerel's sifaka), 1944 nucleotides long. It is a transcript of the gene CCDC116, whose product is annotated as coiled-coil domain containing 116. The record is from RefSeq and is a predicted model, not a curated record. The transcript has 5 exons. NCBI's taxonomy places the organism in Eukaryota, Metazoa, Chordata, Mammalia, Primates, Indriidae. Gene Ontology annotation, cellular component: centrosome. Bases 1 to 1944 code for a protein of 647 amino acids.
AUGGCCAACCGCCGCCACCACUCGGGAUACUUGGCCGACGACGAGGCCCGCCACUUCACGUAUGUGGCACGGGUGCAGUCACCCAAGAAGCCACUGUUCCGGGAAAUGGGGCCAACCUCCAAGCUGGGCCGUGAGCCACACCUACCAUCCAUGUAUGGCAGCUCAGCGCUCCGGUGCCACCGCCAAAACAAGACGGGCCCUGAGCCCUUUGGCAGCUUCCUGGAUUUCCUGACCGAGGGCCAGGUGCUGGAAAGCCUGCAGACGGUGGUGGAGGAGGCGACGGAGCGCAUGACUGCUGUGAAGACAGAGGCCGGGGUGCCGCUGGUGGAGGUACAGGACCCAGUGGAGAUGCCAAGUGACAGGCGGCGGGUGCAUGCCCGGCCCAGCCUCAGAACUGUGCACCGGCACCGUGCUCGGCCCAGCCUGUGCACGGGACGCCCCAACAACUACCCAUCCUGCUCAAGUUCCACGUCCGACUCCCAUAGCAGCCUCAAAGCUGGCCAGCUGGGCUCCCACAGCUGGGACAGUGAUCUGAGAGCUCGCGGCUUAAGCUCACUGCCACCUGUGACAGAUGAGCUCCUGCUGGAGAAGAACCUCAAGCGGCUGCUGCGGCUGGAGAACAAAGGGAAAGGCCUGAGUCAGUCCUGCUCCCAGAAGGACUCCCUGCUGUGGGACUCGGUGGGCAGCCAGACUGGCAGCCAGCGGAGCCAGGAGCAGCCCCUGUCCUGGUUCUCAGGGCUGCUGGACUCAAGUUCAGGCACACCGGAAUCAUCAGAUCUGGGGCCUGGAGAGCGUGAGCUGAUGUUCCUCAAGCAGGAGUUCAACAAGGAGAUCAAGUCGCUACUGAACCAGCCGGCAUCCUCCGACCUGCCUGGCUACUAUUCACUCCGUGAGCCCCAUCGCACCCUGGACUUCCUGGCCGAGCACCACCUCUUCCCUGUCCUGCAGGGCGUGGUCAGCCAGGCUGUGGACAAGCUCAGUGGUGCCCGCCGCCGUGACGGCUGCCCUCUCUUCCCUGCCAACUUCGAGUCCACUUCGGGGCUGCCGGUUAACUUCGACCUGCUGUUGCCAGGCUCCAAGUUCACCACAUCCGACAGGGAGGAGCCCUGUGAUUCCCUCCCCACCACAGACUCCAGCUCCAGGAUGUUUUGCAGAAAAAUCAACAGCAGACAGGACUCCCCCUCCACGUCUAGUGCCCAGAUGGCCACCAAAUUCAGGCUCAAGAACCCUGGCAGCAAGUUCUCGAAGAAGCAGCCGCUGCCCCCCAUCUCGUCCAAGCCUAGCACGUCCCACUUUGGCAACCCCUGCUACGAGGAGCUCAACUUCUUGACCCAGCAGGCGGUCUCCCUGCUCAUCCGCAAGUACAAGUUUGAGAACAACCUCAAUAAGCAGCUGGGCUUCAUCUCCUUCCCCGUCACUGAGAUGCUCAUGGACCUUAACCUGGGCUUCAAGAAUGUGAAGGGCUCUCACAUCCACCUGUCCUCAAAUAUCAACCGGACCUGCCUGCGGCACAAGCUGGAGAAGGCUGAGAGAGCAUGGCACGCCUCCCAGCGCAGCCCCGAGUCCCCCUCCACGCUGCCCCCUCCACCCACCAACACCAACCAGGACCAGCUCCAGGCCACGGAGCCCUGCCACACACACUUCGCUGACUUGUCAGCCGGCCAGUUGCUCAGCUCUCAGAAGCCAGUGACAGCUGAGGACCAGACACUCAGGAGCCCAUUGGAGCCCAAGCUCUCAGUGUACUUUGGCACUGGUGUGGGCUCCAGUCCUCCCAAGUCCAAGGAAACACCGACUGGCAAAGACAGUGAGUACAGUGACAGGGUUGAGGUCGAUGAUGAGGCCUCAGCCUCCAAGGAUGACAGCGAGUCCCAGAGCCCCCCUCAGCCUGGUGUGGAGGCCUUGGUCAGCCACUCUGUGGACGUGGGCCACAGUGACCCCCCGUGA